This is a messenger RNA of Didymosphaeria variabile, 1911 nucleotides long. RefSeq lists its product as uncharacterized. The coding region runs from base 1 to 1911 and encodes 636 amino acids. The record is from RefSeq and is a predicted model, not a curated record. NCBI's taxonomy places the organism in Eukaryota, Fungi, Ascomycota, Dothideomycetes, Pleosporales, Didymosphaeriaceae. The transcript has 3 exons.
AUGGCUUUCUCGCGAAGUAGCAGUGGCAAGGAAUCUGCCGAAUCGAGCAAGGUCGAUACGCUUUCGCAGCCUGGGUCGGAGCCGUCUUCAUCCAACAACACGAUCUGUUCAGCUCACAGUCCCGCGCAGCAGGCCCUUGAGGAAGUGCAGCACGCUGGAGAGCCAAAAUCGGCGAAGCGACGCUCCUCGCGUGCUCGCCUCUUUUCUAACGGCUUCACGCGGCUUCUGCGGUCCAGUAGUGACGCGAAAGGAAAUGAACUAGCUACUCAUACUGAGAAUAGCGGUGACGAUGGCCGUGAUACCACUGAGCUUCCAAGGACCGGAGCAGUGGACGAUACCAGAAUUGUUUCGAUGACCAAGCAGGUGGCACGCGGUCUCCCAUCACCGCUAGGAAAUCGUCAUGACACGGACGCAAUCGAAGGAUCUGAAGCCCCUUCGAUGCCAACGACCCUGAAGACAAUGGUCACCAUUUUGUCGGAAAUCAAAGUCCUUAAGGCAGACCAGAACCAAGAAUUCUGGGCUAUCGUUGAGAUUGAGGGCGUACUACACAAUCGCCGUGAGCUUGCGGAUUCGAACAUUGAUGUGGUAUUCAUCGUCGACAACGGGUACUAUGUCAGCAAGGACGGCCUCAUGCGUGCUCUCGAAGCAGCCACUGGAGGGCUUCAUCAACUUGAUCGGGGUGACCGUGUCGCUCUCUAUACGACUCACUGUACGCAUGGCUCUGUAGCUAGCACGGUCCCAGAUAGGCUGCUCCCGUUGCGUUCUGUAUGUUCGGACACUGAGGAGGUUUUCCGAAAUUUGACUUUGGACAUCGCGAAGUAUGGCACUCAAGAGUGGAACCCGCCACGCCCAACUCCGCCCAUGAGCAACGUCAUCCUGGCUAUUGCCAAAUCGUUGGAAAUGGGAUCGCCAAAGCACCAACGCUGCCACAUGAUACUUCUAUCUCCCGUCUUCAAUGUGCUCCAUUCCGUGUCCGAUACAUUUCCGAACCUCCAUGUCCACCAGAUCAAUUCUGCUGUGCUACCAUUCGUUCCGAAUGAGGAGCAUAGGGAGAUGGUCUGCCAUGAGACAUGCUGCAAGAACGUUACUGCCAGUAACUGGACUCACUAUCAAUCAGUUCCUGGUCGCAUCAAGCAGAUUAUCCUCCAGGCACGUUCAACGGGUCCGGUUGGCAGUAUCACAGACAUACACGUGGACCUUCGGCCGAAAAGUGGGUGUGAGGUACUUGAGAUCGAUGGCUCUACCACAUUGAAUGCUCUUCGACCUGGGCAAUCUUUUUGCUUUCUCGUCCGUCUGCGUGUCUCGUCAGCAAAGACGCACGAGCUUUGUGAGUCAUCUCUGGAUCCACUGUUAGAACAUAGCUUGGAGGCCACCACCAUACGACAAGAAUUGUACUUGGCCGACAAGCUCAACGCCAAACUCGCCCACCUGCUCUCGGUCCAGGUCUUUCACAAGAAUACCUUGAACGCUCCGGGCACUUGGUGCUACACCGAAGUUCCGUUGGUCGCGAUCACAAGGCUCGGUAGGCUAGCGCCUCCACGCGAUUUUAGUGUUGAAGUCCAAAGACGCCGCAUCUUCUAUAGGCUCAACAAACUCGAUAAUGAGGCGACGAAGAGGGAGAUGAAGAAGUUGGCCAUCGCCGUCUCUGAUGAAAGCGAAGACUUGAAGCAGAUCGUUCAGCGCAUGGCGAAAGAGAUCCAUUGGCACCACGCAGUCCUUGAGUAUGAGGCUUCAUCCCGGCAAAAGCUACCUUUGUGUAGCGGUCCGAUUGGUAAGGCAAUGGUACACCAUAUGUAUCAACACGAGACUGAUUCACUGAUUACAGAGAUGGCGUCGGCGGAGCAUCACGAACACAUUCAGGCAAUGCUCGACGCGAAGAUGAAUAAACGCAAAGGCAUGGCUAUUAUGUAG